This is a messenger RNA of Salmo salar (Atlantic salmon), 720 nucleotides long. RefSeq names its product SS18-like protein 2 (gene s18l2). The record is from RefSeq and is marked provisional. NCBI's taxonomy places the organism in Eukaryota, Metazoa, Chordata, Actinopteri, Salmoniformes, Salmonidae.
GGCAGUUCUAGCAAAGAUGGUGGAUGUCCUAUAGCUAGCUAAUAUUAGCCCCGUCGUAGUCACAGCACUGGCUAACGUUUGUCAUUCAAUGUAACUCAAAAUGUCUGUUGCUUUUGUACCGAAAAGACAUAGAGGAAAAGCUCAGAUCAACCAAGAAACCAUCCAAAGAUUGCUGGACGAAAAUGACCAGCUGGUAAGGUGCAUCACAGAGUACAUGCAAAAAGGACGAGCAAUGGAAUGUGUACAAUAUCAACAGAUCUUGCACCGCAACAUUGUUUACCUGGGAACCAUAGCAGACGCCAGCCAAACUUGGCUCCAACCACAAACAUCCCCACCAAUGGAAAGGCACCAACAUUGACAGCCCAGAAUGGACAUAAAGCUAUCAUACGAAAUGGGCAAUUUCCUCAAUUGAUUCACAGCUUUCAUUUUGAAAAUAAAGUUGGCUUUUUCCUGACCUACUGCUGUAAAGUAACAUGAGGUGCAUUUAAGAGUUUGGGCAUACUGAGCUUUCGCAGAAUAUCAUCAUUACUCCCAACAGGUCAGUUCGUGAGCAAGUCACCACCAGCAUUGAGUCCUUGAAUUGUUACAUUUGAAAUACACUACUAGGUGUAGCCUUGGACAAUGGCCCACUGAACUUCAACCCAAGUUAAAACCAGAAAACUAGAUGUACAACAGCCUACUAGGCAGCCUGUCACCCCUCAAAUAAAAGGAUCAUACAGU